Molecule: messenger RNA, 2633 nt
Organism: Caenorhabditis sp. 36 PRJEB53466
Lineage: Eukaryota; Metazoa; Nematoda; Chromadorea; Rhabditida; Rhabditidae
Source: the annotation of a GenBank genome assembly
AUGCGCGUCGGCUCAACUGUGCGAAGUCGUACCAAAGGACGCGUCGUCAGGCGUCUCGUCCUCCUUCCGAUCGCCAUCGUCGCCCUCUUCGGAGCCGCCCAUGUGCUGAGAGAGCGGCGGAGCGAACGGGAUCCCGGAAUACCGAGGGAGAAUAAGGAGGAGGUGCCGUUUUGGAAGACCGUCUUGCCCACUUGUAAUCGGUGAGUUUAGAGAGUGGGCAUCAAAGAGCACCACUAUACAGUUCGCUCAGGACGAUAUAUUUCAGCUGCCGGUAAAAAUAUCAAAAAGUUAUCAACUAAUGAAAUGUUCACAAAAACAUUAUACACAAUUUCUUAGUUUACACCAUGUUCUUAUCUCGUCCGGCAGCUGAGAUACAUUGUCCAGAAUGACCGGAUACACGAUUUCUUGCUACAAACGUAUAGUAUUUACGGUAGCAGAGGUAUGAAGUUGUAGUUUUCAAGACAAGGCUGAGUAUAAUCUACAUAUCUAUCUAGAACUUUAUUUCUCCAGUUGACCACUUUUUUGUACAACAACCCCUGAAACUAGAAUAGCUCAUAUAAAGUCAACAAGAGAGAAACGAAUUCAUCCAGAUCCUUGAUUCCACCGGCUUCCGAAGUCAACGACGACGGCCAAUUUCCUCCGGAUCCGUUCUCUCUGAAACAACGUCAAAGUGGAUUCGGUAAGCCCCUCUCUUACUUCUUCUCUCUCUCUUUCACCUCUUACAACUCGCCCGUCCGCCUACAGUUAUCCUCCACAUGUGCGGUCUCAUCUACAUGUUCGUUUCGUUGGCGAUCGUCUGCGACGAGUUCUUCGUUCCCUCGUUGGACGUGCUCACCGAGAAGCUCUCGUUGUCCGAUGACGUGGCAGGUGCCACAUUCAUGGCCGCCGGCGGAUCCGCUCCCGAGUUCUUCACAUCUGUUAUCGGCGUUUUCAUCGCGCAGAAUAAUGUGGGAAUCGGCACGAUCGUUGGUGAGUUGAGCGAAGGGCUCAAUGAUCCGAAUGCUCUGAUCCUUUCAGGUUCGGCCACUUUCAACAUCCUCUGCGUCUUGGCCUUCUGUACCCUCUUCUCGAAAACGAUACUGGAUCUGACGUGGUGGCCCCUUUUCCGCGACGUCUCCAUCUACAUGCUCGCGCUCGCAAUGCUCGUCUUCUUCUUCAUGGACGAAAUGAUCACUUUCCCGGAAGCGCUCGCCAUGUUCGUCGUCUACAUCCUCUACUGCACCGUCAUGAAGUUCAACGUCCAACUGGAGUCGCUCGUCAAACGCGGCUCCGAUGCGGAAGAAGCGACGGUGCACGAGACUCAGAAGCUGGCAGCCGACACGCCGCACAACAAUAACAACAACGACGUGGUAAGCGGUCACUUUUCCCCUUGUUCUCACUGAAUUAACGUUGUGCUCAGGCGGCUUUGGAAGGCAACGAACUGCGCCGUCGUUCGUCGGCUCGUCGCCAGUCCGUCCCGAUUCUUCACUCGGGAACAAUGUUCCGAAACGGAAUUAUGCAAUUGAUGAAUCACACUCUUGAGCAGUUGCCUGAAGGUAAUACGAAAAGAGAGAGAGAGAGAGAGAGAGAGUUAUGAAUUCUUUAUGAGUCGUGGCGGCGGUUUUUGAGCACCUCCUCUGGUUCUGGUGCUCACUGAGCUCACUUGAAAUUGUUGUGUGAAGUGAAUGUCACGUACUACUCCAUUCCAGACUCGGAGGAGGACGACAGCUCGCGGAGCCGGAGCAACGUGAACGUCGAGUCGCACGACAUGAAUCGCCUCAACGUCAAUCAAAACGUGCCCGACCGUCGCUCGUCACAGAUCGAGGAGAUUGUAGGCGUCAAUCUCGCUCGCAACUUUUUGUUUAUCUCUGUUUGUCUCUUUUGCAGAAGUCACUGCUCGAGGAGGAGGAGGAGAAGCCGUUGGACAUGACUUGGCCCGAAACGUGGCCGAAACGCUUCACCUACGUGCUGUUGGCGCCUGUCGUCGUGCCGAUGUGGGUCACGAUUCCAGACGUCAGAAGACCUGUAAGGGGGAAGAGAGGAUCGCCGAGAGAGACCGACAUUUUCGUUUCAGCACAACCGUCAAUGGUAUCCGGCGACGUUCAUCAUCUCGAUUCUGUGGAUCGCCUUCUUCUCGUACCUCAUGGUUUGGUGGGCCAACACCAUCGGCGAGACCUUCGUCAUUCCCACCGAAAUCAUCGGACUCACCAUUCUGGCCGCGGGAACCAGUAUCCCCGACCUUAUAACCAGUGUGAUUGUGGCGCGCAAAGGACUGGGAGACAUGGCGGUCUCCAGUUCGGUCGGCUCGAACAUCUUCGACGUGUGCGUCGGGCUGCCGAUCCCGUGGCUCUUCUUCUUCCUCAUGGAGUACAUCAAGAAUCCGGACGUGCCGCUGACGCCAAUCUCCGUCAGCUCGAAGGGACUUUUGUGCUCCGUCGGCAUGCUCUUCGUCAUGCUCAUCGUCCUUGUCUUCGCCAUUUUCCUCUCCGGAUGGAAGAUGAACAAGGUUCCGAACCCUUCCGAACAUGCCGACUCAAUCGAAUCUCUUUCAGAUAUUCGGAAUUCUGAUGAUCGUCUCCUACCUGAUCUUCUGCUUUUUCUCGGUCGCACUCGAAACUGACAAACUUGUGUGCCCAUUGAAUAUGUGCGGAUAG